GAGCUGAUUGGAUGGAUAUAUGGCCAACGAGGGGAAGGGGCUACAAAACAGAAACGCACUUCCUGUACUUCUCUUGCAUGACUUUGUUUCGUCGGAAUCCAAGGAAUUAGUGUCUUGCUCGCCGAAAACACAUCGAAAGGAGUCGGGACAACAUGGAAGAGCAACAGCAUGUAGACUCUCCCAUAAGGCCAUCAAAAUGUGAUUCAGACUGCAAUGACAAACCACCUUCAAGGUUCAAAAGCCAGUUGGAGGCUUACAAGCUCCAUCAGACAGCGUGUGACAUUUGCCUGGAUAGUGUCCACUAUGCUCGUAGAUACUGCGAGAACUGCCGAGCCACCUACUGCGUGAAACACCUGAAAGAGCACAAGGAGUCUCCGGCCUCUGCAACGCACACAAUUCUCCGUUAUGUACUGCCACCAGGCAGUUUGUCUUUCUGGAGUAGCUCAGUUUCCUGGACACGAGCACUUAUGAUCCUGGCGGUUGUGGUGGCAGUGGUGAUACCCGUAUUCUACAUGUCUUCAGACGAUGAAGAUGCCCGUGGGAGGGCGUUUGUGCGUGAGCAGCGGGCGCGGGUGGAGAAGCGCAUGCAGGACUGCGAGGACAUGCACCUCGCUGUGAAGAACCAGCGCCUCCUCAUGGCCAAGCACGUGUGCCACAUGCAGGAGACGCUCGAGGACCAGCGGCGCGCCAUGGAGAGCAAGGUGCAGGCGGACCACGAGUUCCUCGAGAACGCCCUCAGCAGCGAGCCGCAGUACCUCAAGGACAUCGUCAUGCCCAUAAUCAUGAGCACCAGCAACAUCCUGUACUCCUUGCUGGACAACCGGACGUUCGUGGCAGAUGUGCAAAAGUGGUGCGACAAGUUGGCCGAGGUCGAUCUUGCUCAGUCUUCAUAACGAGUGGGGUUUUUUUUGUCGCUGCACUAGUGUGUGAUGUUCUUUAAGCCUAUACCUUACACUGACAAGAUUUUGGGAAAGAUUCUUGAAAGAUUGUAGUCUUUUAACUAAUGCCCCUCAUUCAAGCUUUACUCAAAAGACUACCGUACAAUCUUUCAAGAAACUUUCCCAAAUCUUGUCAGUGUAAGGUAGGCUUUAGAUGAAGCGCGGACAACUCUUCUCUGUUUGAUGCUCACGUCUUGAAGUGUAACUAACUAACUGUAAAAGCUGUAUUAUAAUCCAUGGAUUCAAAAUGAAUAAGCAAAUCCAUAGAUUUUUCUUUUUCUUUUAAAGAUUUGGUCGAAACAUUUCAAACACAGGAAUAGUGUUACAUUUCUGUUAAUUUUCAUUCUGUUAAACUUGCCUCCGCCUCAAGCCGUGGUUGUGGAAUCUUCUUUUCAAGUUCAAGGAUGACUAGGUCUGAUUUGAAGCUGGACAGACCGGUACUGUAAACUGUUACAAAGUGUUUGAUUUGACAUCAGUGGUGUGUUGAACACUAUUGUUUGCUGUCUUUUCAUUUUUUUUUUUCUUAUCUAAAAUGUCUGAUGAAAUGUUCAUUUUUCCCCCCAUGUCUUUACAUGUGAAUGACUUGAGGUGAAUACACUGUAUUCGAGCUGCAUUCAGUGAGUUUUGUACAGAGCUUUGUUGCUGUAGGAGGCUGACGCAUGAGUUCUUCCUUUGAUACGUGUGUCUACACUGGCAGUCUGGCUGCACUUCGCCACAUGUUUUCUCAUGACUUAAGACCUCAAUACUUCUUAUAUUUUAUGACAUUUGUAUGCUCAUUUUGUCAAGCAGACACCUUCAAACACAGCUGGCAUACACUUUUUCCAUCCUUUCACGAUUGAUUGCACAACUUUGGGUCGUGGAACAUAAUAGAAUUGAUCAUCUGAAAAAGCUAUAUGUGUUGCGAAAUGUAAUCAUGAGUGAUGAAACAUGUAUUCUUGUAUAACCAUGAUCCUGAACCCUGUACUUUUUUACAUUGAUUGAUCGUAAAACAUAUACUCUUUUGUAUUAAUAAUCUACAUAGCUCCUACUGUAUGUGUGCAGAAUAUAACUAUGGGGAAAUGAGAGUUGGAACUGCUUUCACUAGACCCGCGUGUAAGCCGCAAGUUCUGUUUUGUUAUUCUGUUCAAAAGUUAUGUUCUGUUUAAAAGUUCCGUUGUCUGGCCGGAAAAGUGCCAGAGAAACAAAUGUCAUGCAGUAAAGAAGUAUUGCGGUUUCAGAUCAUGUGACAAUGUGUGGCGAAGUACAACCAGAGAUUCUGCUUGUGUAAACACAGGCAUCAAAGGAAGCGCUCAGACAUAACUCAUCAGAGUCUAGUGCCAACCAUUUUGUGUUGUAUCAUUCUCUCUCUCUCUUUGCAAAGAUAAUACAAUUGUGUUGUCAUUUGGGAUCACUGGUUUUUGUCUUUAUUUGCACAGAAACAUACCGAAAUAUCCAACAACAGUUCAUGCUCAUGUUAAAAGCAGUUAAAACUUUUUUUAUUAUUAUUAUUAUUCAUUUUUAUUUCAAUUCAAUUCGUUCACGUGUUGUCGUAGUAGCCACUGCUGUCCACAGGAUUUAUUUGUAUUUCUAAUAAAUGAAUGAUCUUUUA
Messenger RNA from Sardina pilchardus (European sardine), 2526 nucleotides. RefSeq lists its product as uncharacterized. The transcript has 5 exons. NCBI's taxonomy places the organism in Eukaryota, Metazoa, Chordata, Actinopteri, Clupeiformes, Clupeidae. Bases 153 to 893 code for a protein of 246 amino acids. The record is from RefSeq and is a predicted model, not a curated record.